AGUUUUCUCUCAAAAUUCAUCUUCUUCCUCCUUUCCUCCUCCCUGCUCAUCCUUCUUCUUUCUUCUUCUUAUUCUUUCUUUCUCUCUCUUCUCACUUCUUCUUCCCUUCUCAAACCCAGAUUUGGUUUUUAUCACAUAAAUUUAGGUUUUGCUCAAAUUCUUUUCCGCGCUUUUCUCCUUCCUCCAAUUGCAAUCAAAGAAAUCAAAUGAAGAAAAGAAGCAAAAAUGCAGUCAAGCUCGCAGCAAUACCAUCUUCAAAGCUGACUCGACGAGGUUCUGACAAUAAUGGGAAUUUCUUCAAUCUAUUUGAGGAGUUGGAGGAGAAUGAUAAUGAGGAGGAUGAGUCUGAGAGGACUCUAAGCGAUGGCGAUGGUGGUGGCGGUCAUGGUCUUUCUCACGAUCAUCGUAAUCAUAGUGACGAUCACGCUCAUGAUCAUGCUGGUGAUCGGAUUUCCUCUUCAAUGGACGAAAUGUUGGUUCGAGGUCGCAUGAGUGGCGUUCCACCGAGGAUCUCUCAAAUCAGUGUCGAUGAUGGUCCUAGUGAUGGUCACUGCUUGACGCUGGUGGAUUAUUGCCACAACCCAAAUUUAUGUGAUGAAACCCAGAUCUGGCUUGUAAACCAUGGAGUGAGCUCUUCUUUGUUAGAGAAGGUAAAGAAAGAGAUUCAGGAUUUCUUCAAUCUCCCAAUCGAAGAGAAGAAAAAAUAUUGGCAAUACCCAGGAGAAGUAGAAGGAUUUGGACAGGCCUUUGUUGUGUCUGAAGAGCAAAAACUUGAUUGGGGUGAUCUGUUUUUCAUGACCACCCUCCCACACCAUUUCAGAAAACCCCAUCUGUUCCCUAAGCUGCCUCUUUCUUUCAGAGAUACAUUGGAAAUUUACUCAUUGGAGCUGAAAAAUCUAGCUAUUACCAUUUUAAAAAACAUGGCAAAUGCACUUGGCAUGGAAAGCGGAGAAAUGGAGGAAUUCUUUGAAGGGGGUUUUCAGUCAAUGAGGAUGAACUAUUACCCUCCAUGUCCUGAACCAGACAAGGUUAUGGGGCUCACUCCUCAUUCUGAUUCUGUAGGCCUCACCAUCCUGCUUCAGAUAAAUGAAGUAGAGGGCCUCCAAAUAAAAAAAGAUGGCAAAUGGAUUCCAGUAAGCCACUCCCAAAUGCCUUCAUCAUCAACAUUGUAGACGUUUUAGAGGUUAAAACAAAUGGAGCGUAUCGUAGCAUCACUCACCGCGCGACAAUUAACUCAGAAAGAGAAAGGCUCUCCAUUGCCACAUUCUAUAACCCAAAGUAUGAUGGGGAAAUAGGUCCAGCAAGAAGCUUGAUCUCUCAGCAAAAACCAGCGUUGUUCAAGAGAUUGGGGGUUGAAGAAUAUUUCAAAGGACUAUUUGCUCGUAGCCUUAACGAAAAGUCUUACCUGGAUACCCUGAGACUGCAACAGGGUUAGACCUGCAGUGAUGUUCAAUGCAAAAUGUGGGUGAGUGAAUUAGAUAUAAUAAUAAAUAAAUGUGAAAAAUGCUGCUAUAUAAGCAUAUACAUUGAAGAGUAAAUCAGGGAUUUUUUU
Molecule: messenger RNA, 1552 nt
Organism: Rubroshorea leprosula
Lineage: Eukaryota; Viridiplantae; Streptophyta; Magnoliopsida; Malvales; Dipterocarpaceae
Source: the annotation of a GenBank genome assembly